Messenger RNA from Salarias fasciatus (jewelled blenny), 1513 nucleotides. Its product is annotated as capZ-interacting protein. The record is from RefSeq and is a predicted model, not a curated record. The transcript is spliced from 7 exons. NCBI's taxonomy places the organism in Eukaryota, Metazoa, Chordata, Actinopteri, Blenniiformes, Blenniidae. Bases 97 to 915 code for a protein of 272 amino acids.
CACACACACACACACACACACACACACACACACACACACACAGAGGAGGAAGAAGAAGAAGAGCAGGGGAGGAAGAUUUCUGGCGCUUUCCCCAGGAUGGAGGAUUCUCCCUCCAAGCCGUCUGUAGCCGAGCUGGCUGGAAGGUUCAAAGGUCAUAUUCUCCCCACGCCUAACUCAAAUGAGGAGCUGCCGUUCCGAAGAAGACCUCCGUGUUCCCUCAAGUUACGAAAUCAAACCGACAACAAUGAGGAGUCAGAUAAAAGCACAGUUUUCCCUGCGCCCUCCAAACUCAAGAUGAAGAACUCGGCCAUCAUUGAGAAGCUGCAGGCCAACCUCGCCCUGUCACCCACCGCCCUGCUGCCUUCGCCCAAGAGCCCCGAGGUGAAGCUGCAGCCGGCGCCGCCGUCGCCCACGACGCCCCGCAGCCCCCUGAGCCCCCUGACCCCCCUCAGCCCCGGCCAGCAGCCCUCACAUCUGUCCAGCGAGGAGGAGGAGCCCAGCGGCUUCGACGGCCCGCCCGACGGCGCUCUCCUGCCCAGCAUCAACAAGACUCGCGCUCGGCUGUCGUUCAAGAGGCGCCCGCCUACGAGACAGCACCGGAGGUCAGCCGGGGAGGAGGCGGGGGCGUUCGGAGGCGGCCUGUCCCAGAGUGAACUGUGCAGCCCGGAGGAGAACGGGGACAAGGACCGAGACUCUGAGGAAGAGGAGGAGGAAGAGGCAGAGGGUAGACAGCUGGACGGCCUGGAAGCAGGCGAAUGCCAAGACGUGAACUGUGACGAGGCAGAUGCUGAGGCAGCGGAGGACCAAGGAGAUCUGAGGCAGGAAGCUGACGGCUCCAAGGAGGAGAAACUGAAGCCUGCAGGUCACGGCGAGCAGGAGGAGAGAGAGGAGGAGCGGGAACACGACAGGAUGUGAACCGCAACUGUUUACAUCAACCAAAACAAAUAAGUUAUUCAACGCUUUUUAUUGAGAGAACUCAGAAACAAGCUCUUCUGCAUUAAAUCUCUUGGUACCUGCUUCUUCUUUUUUCUCUCUGUCGCCCUCUCCUGGCCGUCUGUAAACACUGGAGAGUCCUCGAGAAGCAGGCCAGGAAACAGGCGUCAAGGUGGAAACUGUGCUCUCGAUCCCAGGAAGACUCAUUCAUGUCUGCAAGACUUCUGUUUUUAUGAGAAAUAUUUGAUUUGCUGAGAUGUGACUCAGUCGAAGAACUUCCACAUCAGGAGUCUCAGCCGUGCACACGAAAGCUGGCUGACAACCAGCAAAAAACUGUCUCCAGAGUUCAUAUUAUUCAUAUAUUAGCCAAGGUAGCAGGUAUAUAAAUGUUUUAACAUCAUACUGAAUCACUUUAAGCUGAAAUUAUAAACUUCCCUCUAGUUUUAUUUCAUUGUGUGUCGGUCUACCUUACGACUUUUGUAUACAACCAAAUCUUGAAGUCCCAGUUCCACUGUGGAGUGGCUCAGGGCCUCAGAAAUGAUGCACAGAAAUGUGGAAAUAAUAAACAGCUUCUUUCUUA